Messenger RNA from Heterocephalus glaber (naked mole-rat), 1559 nucleotides. RefSeq names its product olfactory receptor 1J21-like. The record is from RefSeq and is a predicted model, not a curated record. Gene Ontology annotation, biological process: G protein-coupled receptor signaling pathway. Lineage: Eukaryota; Metazoa; Chordata; Mammalia; Rodentia; Bathyergidae. Gene Ontology annotation, molecular function: olfactory receptor activity; G protein-coupled receptor activity. Gene Ontology annotation, cellular component: membrane.
GUGUGGUGGAGCUUGGCUAGAAUGUAGAGCAACCUCAGAGAUCCAUAUGCUUUUUGCUGAGAUCCCGUCCUAUUCUUUGUCCCCGCCGCCCAUUUCCCAUCAGAUGAGACAGAAUAGGCCUCUGGUGAAGGGUCCCAGAAUGAUGGGGAAGCAGAAUGUCUGCCUUCAGCUCCCUUUUGCAAGCAUAGAAAUCACAGACAAAGAAACUUCUUUGGCAAAUUGAAGAUGUGACAAGAGUCAAGAAUUUCCUGGUGUUGUAAGAAGUUUGACAAGAAAAAAAAGGAGAGGAAGAGGAGUAUGAACAAGCAUAAUCAGAGCAGAGUGUCUGAAUUCCUCCUCUUGGGGCUGCCCAUCUGGCAAGAAGAGCAAGACAUGUACUAUGCCCUGUUCCUGGUCCUGUACCUGACCACAGUGCUGGGGAACUUGCUCAUCAUCCUGCUCAUCAGGCUGGACUCCCACCUCCACACCCCCAUGUACUUCUUCCUCAGCCACUUGGCUCUCACUGACAUCUCUUUCUCAUCAGUCACAGCUCCAAAGAUGCUCAUGAAUAUGCUGACUCAUAGCCAAUCCAUCUCUUAUGCUGGGUGUGUUUCUCAGGUAUAUUUUUUCAUAUUGUUUGCAGAUAUCGACAGCUUCCUUCUCACCUCAAUGGCCUAUGACAGGUAUGUGGCCAUCUGUCACCCCCUACACUAUACCACGAUCAUGAGCCAGAGACUCUGCUUCCUGCUAGUAAUUGUGACCUGGGUGUUAUCCAUUGCUAAUGCCCUUUUGCACACCAUCCUCUUAUCCUUUCUCUCUUUUGUUGGAGAUAACACUCUGCACCAUUUUUUCUGUGACCUCUCUGUCUUACUCAAGGUAUCCAGUUCAGACACCACCGUCAAUGACAUGGUCAUCCUCAUUGUAGGAACGAUGGUUAUAACCCUACCUUUCAUAUGUAUUUUGGUGUCUUAUGGCCAUAUUGGGGCCACUAUUCUUAGAGCUUCCUCAAUCAAGGGAAUCUGCAAAGCUUUGUCCACAUGUGGCUCUCACCUCUGUGUGGUUUCUCUCUACUAUGGAGGAAUUACUGGGAUUUACUAUUUCCCCUCAUCCAAUAAGAGUAAUGACAAGGAUGUCAUUGUGGCUGUGUUUUACAGUGUGGUCACACCCAUGGUAAAUCCCUUUAUCUAUAGUCUCAGGAAUAGGGACAUGAAAGGAGCUCUUAAAAAUCUACUCAGCAGAGGAAUAUUUUCAGCAUGAUGGGCAUUUUUCUUUUAGUGGAUAUGAGACCUUGUCAGUCACACACGUACAUCCUUUCCUGAUGAAUUCCUGUUUCCUAGUGACUCUUGAUGUGGCACACUAUUUUCAGCCCUGCAUGCAGCUUUUGUCUCUGUUUAAUUGUCUUUUAGAACCUUGUCUUGUGGAAGUACGUUAUAAACAUUCCUGUAUAUUUUCCUUUUUACAUAGUGUCUUUGUCCUACAAAUAGGUCAAAAUACUCUAACUACCACUCUACUUUUUUAUGGAAUACUUUUCUGUCUUCAUUUUAGCAAACCUUUUUUCCUUUUCAGUACAAUAAAAAGAA